CGGGGAUCCCGGGCUGUCUGUCAGCCGGGCGGAGCUGUACGGAGGCUGGAUGGCCUUGGGCUUGGUGCUCAAAGUGGUGGCCGGGUUGGCGGUCGCGGCGCUGGCGGCCGUACUGCUCGAGCACUAUGGCCUUGUGGGCAUGUCCUCGCCAUGGCCCGUACGGCCCCAAGCCUCCCAGAGGCCCUUCCCGGCGCCCGGGGCCGAAGACACCAACAUCUUCUGGGGCCUGCAGAUCUCGGACCUCCACAUCAGCAAGUUCUUUGAUCCAGGCCGAGCCACAGACUUGGAGAAGUUCUGUUCAGAAACCGUCGAUGUCAUCCAGCCUGCACUCGUCUUAGCCACGGGUGACCUCACAGAUAGCUUAAGAAGUGAUCGUUGGGGAUCCAAGCAGUUUGAAGUGGAAUGGCAAACUUAUCAAAAUGUCCUGAAGAGAACUAGGGUCUUGGAAAAAACCAAGUGGCUAGAUAUCAGAGGAAAUCAUGAUUCAUUCAACAUUCCAAGUCUGGAGAGUAGCCAGAAUUAUUACAGGAGAUACUCUGCUUUACGUAGGCAUGGCUCUAUGCAUUACAUCCAUAAGACCCCAUUUGGAAACUAUUCUUUCAUCUAUGUGGAUGCAACCAUCACCCCAGGGCCCAAGAAACCCUUUAAUUUCUAUGGAAUGUUAGAUAAGAAACAAAUGAACGAACUCUUUUUACUGUCUAAGCAGAGUAGUCAUAGCAACCAUACUAUUUGGUUUGGACAUUAUACAACAUCUACUAUUGUCUCUCCAGCUCCAGGAAUACGAGCAUUAAUGAGUUCUGCCGUAGCAUAUUUCUGUGGCCAUCUCCAUUUACUUGGUGGACUGAUGCCUGUUUUGCACACUCGACAUCCAAAGGGCACUCUGGAACUAGAGCUAGGAGAUUGGAAGCAAAACAGGAGGUACCGGAUUUUUGCUUUUGAUCAUGACCUCUUUAGCUUUGCAGAUUUGGUUUUUGACAAGUGGCCAGUGGUUCUCAUCACAAACCCGAAACCAUACCUCUACAGCAGUUCUACGCAUGAGCCACUAGAGAGACUGCUCUCCUCCACACACAUCAGAAUCUUGGCCUUCUCACCAUCCUCCAUUACCUCUGUCACAGUUAAGAUUAAUGAUGUUUAUUUGGGGAAUGCUGUUCAUCUGUCUGGUCCUAUUUUCAUACUGAAGUGGAAUCCUAGAAACUAUAGUGAAGAGUCCCAUAUGAUAGAGGUAAAUGUUCAGGAUUCCACUGGAAGAAAUAAUAUUGUUAAACACAUAUUUUCUCUGAAAGGAGACAUUCAUGUCAAAUUUGACUUUAUGCCAUCAUUCAUUCUCCUAACUGAUCACUAUUUGGUGGCCCGGGUCAUUUUUGUUUUGAUUGUGAUAGUCCCACAAUUCCUCCUUGUUGCUUUCAGGCACUUCAGAAAGAUAAAACUGAAAGGAACUCCAGGAUAUAUAAGUCUGGCCAUAUUUUCCUUUAAUGUCUUGAGCAAAAUAGACGCCUUCUACUACAUUGUGUUGUUCCUGAAUUUGUAUUCAGCUUUGGGACCGUGGUUCGUUGGUGAAAUUAUCGAUGGUAAAAUGGGCUGCUGCUUUUCCUUUGGGGUAUUUGUUGAUGGGCAGUUCUUUCAAGGCAGCAUGACAUUUGUAAUUGGAAUUAUUCAGUUGUUGUCUUUUAAUAUACCCCUUUUGGUCUAUUUGUGCUGGACCUUGUUGCAGCGGUGCCAGGGUUACGUCUUUUCCACUCAUCUCAAGGGAAGAUACCACAAGAUUCUGCCUGCCCAUAUCCUCAUGCUGCUCUCCUACUUAUGCCAGCUUGGUAGCUGUUAUUUGCUCGGGAAGGCCUAUGGCACUGUGGCCGUUCUCUUCUCCCCCAUAUAUACCUGGUUGGCGCUGUUAGCCCCAAUUUUUGUUCGUUGGGCAUGGAUUCUGAGCCCUGGGGAACUCCGAGCCUUCACAGUGGAACUCAGAAGCCAUCGGAGCCCCGAGAGGCAAUGAUGGAUGUGCGGCGGGGCAGACUUUGGGCCUGCUAUUGCCGCUGCCGCCCGGGGUCCUAGCCACCCUCCGGGGAGGCCGCCCUGGGGAGCUGCGCCCGAAGCCGAUAGAAGGCCGGCUGACCCUGCUGCUGAGGGAGACGCUUGACCCUCUGUGGCCGGUGGGCUCUGUGCUGAUUCUCGGCCCCUAAUUAAUGCUGUGAUGGCCGAUCGUUGCUGCUUAUUCCCCACGAAGCAAAGGGAUGAACUGAACUUUGUGGAAUGAAAACGCUGCGCCCCGGGGGCAGCUCCCGGGUUGGAGGUCCGUUGGGACUGGGGUGCUGGGCUCCGGACCCCGAAGUUAGCCCCGCCCACCCCGGGCGCCCGCCCCGCGUGGGUUGUUGAUGGUUUAAACGAAGUUCAGGUUGUUUAGGGUCUCUGCCUCCAGUGGGGAGACGGAUCUAAACUAAUCAAAUAAAUGGAUGAACAUUU
This is a messenger RNA of Trichosurus vulpecula (common brushtail), 2457 nucleotides long. It is a transcript of the gene TMEM62, whose product is annotated as transmembrane protein 62. The record is from RefSeq and is a predicted model, not a curated record. Gene Ontology annotation, molecular function: hydrolase activity. The coding region runs from base 50 to 1990 and encodes 646 amino acids. The transcript is spliced from 14 exons. NCBI's taxonomy places the organism in Eukaryota, Metazoa, Chordata, Mammalia, Diprotodontia, Phalangeridae.